Messenger RNA from Osmerus eperlanus (European smelt), 2029 nucleotides. RefSeq lists its product as uncharacterized. The coding region runs from base 659 to 1495 and encodes 278 amino acids. The transcript has a single exon. Lineage: Eukaryota; Metazoa; Chordata; Actinopteri; Osmeriformes; Osmeridae. The record is from RefSeq and is a predicted model, not a curated record.
CCAUGUGCUUAGAAUACACCUUAAUCUUCAUUGAAAUGAAUUCUGAUAACAAAUUGCAUAUUCACCUCUCAAUCAACAAUUCUGCAUCGAACAGAUCUAAGUAAGAUUAUCCACAGGUUACUACUCUCUGAGUAUGGACAUGAACAGGAAACAAUAGAAUCCAAUCUAAUAGUGAGGCGCAGGGGAUUUUAUAAGGCAAAAAGAGGAAAUGGUCAUGAAUGGAAACUACUCAUCUCAACAGAGAGUCUGGGGUUGGAAUUUUAAAGGGAUCUGAGCCUAUACACCUCAUUCGUGAAAGGCUCAAGCGAGACUCAGAUCCGCAUUGAAACUGUUGGCAUACAUCCGAUUCUGUGGCCUUAUCAUGGCGUUUUUCCCCAUUCGUACACGUCCGUUUCCUCUGUGCCCAGUUAAGUUAGCUUGAUCUCAGAAUCCGAUCGCAUCACAACACAGAACUGACAGAACUGUGCAUUUGUAGUCAAUAUGUGAUCAUUUAAAAAAUGUUUACGAUUUUACUUAUAUACCUUUUUGUAUAGGAUAUAGCCUACUUGAAAUAUAAUGAUCUUAAUUUAAUUUGUCACCUAUCAAAACCCUCACAGAGGCCUAACGGCCUAGGAGUUUGUCGUCUAUUAUGAGGUAACAGACACUCAUUGUGUCUAUCAUGAAAUUCGGGCAAAAUGUCGCGUCGAAAAACCACGGCCUUUAUACAGCCUGUCAAGGAAUGACAGUUUGUUUGAAAAUGCACUUGAGGCUGCGUAAACUUCUACAAUUGAUGUGGAACAGGACUACUAAUAGCAGCUCUCAGUGCACUCCAUACAUCCGUGAUAUCAGAAAGCUGCAAAGCAAUGGAUUCUAUAGGGUUUACGUUGGCGAGACUGACAUUCCAGAGAGUCUUAUCACCGGGGACAGCAUUAGGCCUACAUCAAUGAAUAUCACUGAAAACCGACAAACCUGGAGCAUCCUCCAUGCAGGCGGCCAUAAGGGAUGGGUGCCGUGGAAUUACAAACUUUUAUUUCACUGCAACGGGGUCUCACCAAUUAAACCAUCUGCUGAGAUAUUUGAGGAAUUAUGCUAUAGUUUGAGAGAGAAUUACGGAAAAUGUGCAAUUGUGGUCAAUCCACACAACUCAAGGGCUUCGAUGCGUGGGUAUGCAUGGGGUUCUUGGAUGACUCUUCAUCACCUGCCUUCGGGCCCGGUGGAAUUUACACUCAUAACCUGCUGCCCCUCAGUAGCGCGUUCUUACGGCCACGAGCUUCUCCAGCUGCCCUUCCAAUGCGCGCACUUGAGUCCUCUGAACAGUGCGUGGUCUACAGUCAAGUGGUUUGCAAACAAUAACCGAGGGAAAUACUCAGAGACCGUCUACGACCAUGACACUCGGCAUAAAUUCGUCUACUGGAUUGAACUAAUGGAAGGGGCUUUGAAGAUAAUGACCAAGAGGAAAUGGGAAGAAGCUGGCUCUAGAGUAUGGAAAAAUGAGAGCGUUUACCUCAAUGACUGACUGUGACAUUAAUGGUGUACCCAACCAAACACUGAGUUCACGUCGUAGAUUAACAAUUGAAGUGCUGGACCAGAAAGCAUGACAAGCGUCCAUAUUCAUUUCAGAACCUGCUCAAACCUGCCACUUUUUCCUAGAUUGAUAUAAACUGUCUGACCUUAACCUAAAACACAAAUGAAUAUUAAGGCCUAAUAAGAAGAUACUGCUGGGGUUUCCAACAAGUCAGUUAGCCAAGCCAUAGCAUAUUAUUUACAGAUAUAGUUAGUUGGGUGUAAAUGACUUAUCACUUACAAAAAUAUGGCAUGCAACGUUAUCUAUGCAAAAGUGAGACCAAUAGAAAGAAACAAUAUUGGCCUUUUAAUCAAUGCAAUUUUAUUACUUCAGAAUUGAUGAAUUACUGAAUUGUUACAAUUGUUUCAUUGAACAAAACUUCUUUAAACAGACCUUUGUAAUAGUCUUAAAUGGCAAUGUACUGUAGCCUGGCAUUGCCAGACCAACAUGUUAGUCUGCAACCUCUCAGUUCAUUUUUUAUUUCCA